Molecule: messenger RNA, 8456 nt
Organism: Bombina bombina (fire-bellied toad)
Lineage: Eukaryota; Metazoa; Chordata; Amphibia; Anura; Bombinatoridae
Product: zinc finger MYM-type protein 1
Exons: 6
Coding region: 4823-7363 (846 amino acids)
Biological process (GO): regulation of DNA-templated transcription
Molecular function (GO): protein dimerization activity
Source: RefSeq, a predicted model, not a curated record
UAUUUUUCCGCCCCGCUAUUUCCUUCCGUACUAUUUGUGACUUCUUAGGUUCUGUAGCGGGAUGGGGACUAGUUGCUCUGCUCUCACCCUGUAAUGCGCAACGUGGCGGGAAGAUUCCUAACCAAAAGCCCCAAAGUUUUAGGAGAAUACUGAUGUAUACCUUCUCCAGCUUGCUCCUGUUUGUGUAAGUCUCUUCAUAUGCAAAAGAAGGGAGAGGGUCUGUUUUUUCCCACUUGCAGUGGGCUUUCCAUCUACCUUUCUAACAUAGCUAAACUGAGGGCUUCUAAGUAAGUUUUUAAACAGUUUUAUACUGGAUUUUUAUAUCUGUAUCUGUGCAUCUUAUUCUUUAUACUAGUGUCCAUUACAUGCAGUUAUAUGAAAAUUGGUGUAUACUGUCCCUUUAAGGGGUUUAUGACCUGGCCUCACCCUGUUAUUAGUGUGAUAAGGUAUGGGUGUAGCAGGUUUGUGUGAGGGCUAGGGUUGCCAACUCUUUUUGGGAAAAAAACAAGGGAGAUAUUUUUUAUUGACACAUUUUCACGGAGACAUUUUUUUGUAGACAGAAUGUCAUGCUUUAAAAAAGUAAAAUAACAUAAAAACAAACUGAAUUAGUUAAUACAUAUUUUUUCAGUAUUUUAUGCUUUGCCACAUAAUUUUCCACAUUUAUAAGUUCAACUGGUUAAAAUGGCAUCUGCCACAAGAACAACAAAAAUAAAUAAAAUAGACUUGACACUUGAUCAUUGCAUCAAACAGCAAUCAUUAAAGUUAUGGUACACUUUAAAUAAUCAAAUGCCAUAAAUGUAAUCUCUGCCAUUAAAAAAAGUAUAUGUUUAUCUUAUUUUUUAAAUCCAUCUGUGAAAGAGUUAAAUUAGGGCAUAUAGUAAUGAUUCUAUUACAAUGUUAUGCCGGCUCACAUGGAUGCACUCCCUUUUUUUUUUUUUUUUAAUGACAAUUCCAGUGAACAUCCAAUCAACAUGUGUGUCAGUUGACAAUCAUAAAGUCCAGCCCUUUAAAGCCCAUAGAAAGCCUAUGUAAAAAGUGGAUGUGACUGCUCUAUACAGCUCAGCUCAGCCAAAAGAGGGGGGGGGGGUCGAAGGAACAGACAAUACCAAUUAGGAUUAUAAACAUUUUAUUAUAAAAUAAAUAUAUAUAUAUUAUACACUUUUAAAAAAAAAAAUUGGUUUUACUUGCAAACUGAUGUUUUAUUGCAACAUUUUUAUAGUCUGAAAUUUACCAUCACUUGAACAUUCCUGCUUUUUCAAAUAAAGAUAGCAAGAGAACAAAGAUAAUAGGAGUAAAUUAGAAAGAUGCUUAAAAUUGCGUGGUCUAUCUGAAUUAUGAAAGACAAAUUUUGGGUUUACUAUCCCUUUAACAUGACAGUGUACAAUACAUUUUUUCUUUGCAUAAAUGUUUUGUAGAUGAUCCAUUUAUAAAGCCCAUCUGGUAGUAUUUUAAUUAAAAUGUAUAGUUUUGCUUAUUUAUUAAGAACAUUGUGCUGAUUUUCAGUCUCCUAACCAAGCCCCACAGUGCCAGAUGUAUACGCAUGUCUACAGACCCCUGCAGGCUCCCCUUUAUGUUAUCUGUCUUUUCAUAUGCAGGGGAGGUGGGGAGUGUCUGCUCUUUUUGUUUACCCAGCCCCUUUCAGUGGGUGUCCCAGACUACCUCAUCAACAGUGCUAAACUGGCAGCUUCUAAGUAAUAUUUAAAAGGUUUUAUACUGGAUUUUUAGAUCAGCAUCUGUGCAUAUUCUUCUUUGUAGCAGUGUCUAUUACAUGCAGUUAUAUGAAAAUUGGUGAAUACUGUCCCUUUAAUACACAUCUCAUGUUGCUAGGACAGGUUUACAUUGAAAAAUAUUAUAUAAAGAUAUGGUACUUUUAGUGUUCUAACAAUUUUUUAAAUAGGCCAUAGUAGCUAAAAAAAAAAAACUAAAAUUGUGUGCAGGUGCAACAAGUAACACACAUGUCAGUUCACUACAGUAAACAUCAAUGUUUUCUACAAACAAUUUAAUAUCUGAAUCUCUGUUUACAAACAUUUUGAAAGGUUUAAAGGGACAGUCAACACCAAAAUUGUUAUUGUUUAAGAAGAUAGUUAACACCUUUACUACCCAUUCCCCAGCUUUGCACAACCAAUAUACUUAAUAACAUUUAAACCUCUAAAUUUCUACCCGUUUCUAAGCCACUACAGUCAGCCUCUUAUUACAUGCUUUUAUGGUCGCUUUUCACAACAGGAGAGCGCUAGUUCAUGUGAGCCAUAUAGAUAACAUUAUGCUCACACCCAAAGUUGUGCACAACACAGCACUAGUUGGCUAAAAUGCAAGUCAAUAGAUAAUAAACAGUCAUGUGAUCAGUAGGCUGUCAAGAGGCUUAGAUACAAGGUAAUCACAGAGGUAAAAAGUGUAUUUAUAUAACCAUGUUGGCUGUGCAGAACUGGGGAUUGGGUAAGAAUGGGGUUAUCUCUUUAGAAACAAUAACAUUUUUGGAGUUGAUUGUCCCUUUAAAGGGAAUAAAUGUUGCACAGAUUUGUCAGUUAUAGAGUUCCAACAAUUUUACCUUUUUAACACCAUUACAAUAUUGUAUUCCGUCCGAAUUUUGCUGGGCUUUAGUGCAGAUAGACGGAAUACAACGUCCUAACAGCUUGACUUUCCUGAAGGCACUGGCACUUACCUGAUGGGAUCACAGUCUGGAGGGCGUGCCUAGCAUCAUAGGGAUGCCCCCCUGACGCGAUCCCAUCAUUGAAAUCUCGUGAUCACGUGCAUGAUCGCGGGAUUUCAAAUUGUUUACAUCAGGACAGUUGUUCUGAUGUAGACAUGUUAACCCCGGCAUGAAAGGGUUAACAGCCCAUAGUAGCUAAAAAAACAAAAAUUGGGUGCGAGUGCAAGAAGCUGUUGCACAUAUGCCAGUUUUUUUUUUUUUUUUUUUUACAGUUUUAAAAUCUGAAUCUCUGCUCACAAACAUUUAUUACGGUUUGAGGGGAAUAAAUGUGGCACUGAUUUAAAUAGACAAUAGUAGGCCCAAAACCAGGAGCAGCAAGUUACAAAGAUGCCAGCUCUCAACAGUAAUAUCUGAAUCUCUGCAGUCCAGUCUGGUUAGACAUUUUUACAAGAAUAAAAAAAAAAAAAAUAUUGAUUGAAAUAGUUGAAUUAGCCUGUGGCAUCCCCACCUAUUCUGAAAGUUUCUGGCCUUAGGUCCAAGCUAUAGAUAAGCUGUGUAAACACAGCCAGCAGAAGAAAUUACACUCCCAGUGGGGUAUAGAAGAGAUAAGAUAAUAACAUUUUAAUUUUCAAAGGCUCUCUCCAAGUAUAGGUCUUUGGUUUACUGACAGGUAUAAGAUAAAGAAGCAUGUAUAUGUACACAAUGUGAUAAAGUAAUGAGAUCUGAUUAUACCUACAAGCUCAACGAGUAGUGGACCUACUCAACAGAGGGCCCUGGUGCAAUUUUUUUGGGCCCCCCAAAGGUUACUCAGUAGAAAGCAACAGCAUUAAUAUAGAUAGAUAUAUCGGCAACCUACACUCAUAACAAGGAUCCCCUGCAUUAGGAUUGUACACAUUCUGCACAUUCCUAAGUAUAGACUGUCUGCUUUGGGCCCCUCAAGCACUUGGGCCCUAAUGCCACUGCACCAAUGGUAGUUCCGCUCCUGAGCUCAACCCAUUUUAUUAGGUUGUGGCUUCAAAACACAAAAUCAGCUAUUUAAUAUACACAAACCUUUAAAAGCAAAUUCUCAUGCAUUUUAUACUCUGCAGUUCGUAAAAAAAUGAAGUAAUCAGAAACACAUUAAGGGAAAAACAAUUUUACAGUAUACUGUCCCUUUAAGAUGGAGCAUGCAAUUUUAAAGGGGCAUGAAACCCUCAAUUUUUCUUUCAUUAUUCUGAUAGAGAAUACAAUUUAAAACCUACCAUUUUACUUCUAUUAUUUAAUUUGCUUCGUUAUUCAGGUAUCCUUUGUUGACGAAAUAGCAAUGCACAUGGGUGAGCCAAUCACUUGAGGCAUCUAUGUGAAGCUACCAAACAGCAGCUACUAAGCCUAUUUAGAUAUGCUUUUCAACAAAGGAUAUAGCAAGAAUGAACCAAAUUAGUUAAUAGAAGUAAAUUGGAAAGUUGUUUAAAAUUGAAUAUUCUUUCUAAAUCAUGAAAGAAAAAAAUUGGGUUUAAUGUCUAAGCAACUUUCUAAAUUACUCCUAGUAUCAGUUUUUUCUUCAUUCUCUUGGUAUCUUUAUUUGAAAAGCAGGAAAGUAAGCUUAGGAGCUGGACCGUUUUUGGUUCAGCACCUGAGUAGAGCUUGCUGAUUGGUAGCUAAUUGUGAUGUUUGUGUGAUGUAGACACAGAUCUGUACAUUAAAGGGACACUCAGGUUAAAUUCAAUUUUCAUGAUUUAGAUACAGCAUGUCAUUUUAAACAACUUUCCAGUUUACUUCCAUUAAAAAAAAAAUGUGCACAUUCUUUUAUAUUUACAUUUUUUGAGUCAUCAGAUCCUACUGAGCAUGUGCAAGAAUUCAGACUAUACUAUAUGCAUUUGUGAUUGGCUGAUUGAUAUCACAUGGUACAAAGGGAGUGGAAAUAUAAAUAACUUUGAAAUUUGUUAGAAAAAAAUCUACUACUCAUUUGAAGUUCAGACUAAGUGCUAUUGCAUCGUCUUGUUAUCUUGCAUUUGUUGAUUAUGCAAAUCUAAUGAGUUGACUGGUCCUUUAAUAUAUAUUAUUUACACCCUCCUCUCUAGUUAUAGGUCAGUGUUACUGUAAGUGACAAGGUGAGUACUUUACUCAGUGUCAGAUCACUAAGUGAUCAGAACCAGUUAUUGGAGUAUUGGGGCUGAUUCACGCGUGACCAACAAGAUGACGACUGAGAAGAACCAAACCUCAGAGCUGACUGGGGAGGAACAAAUGGAGUUUGAUGAAGUUGCAGUUUAUUUCUCGGAGGAGGAGUGGGGCUGUUUAACUGAAGAAGAAAAAGAGCUUUAUAAGGAUGUGAUGAUGGAGAAUUAUCAGACCCUCAGGUCUCUAGGAUAUGUGCCUGAGAAACCUGUACUUGUUACAAAGAUUGAGGAUAGAGAGGAGCCGUUCGUGUGCAGUUUACCAACUACCAAAGGGAUCUGCCCUCCUCCUGUCUGUUCUGCAGCAGAGAACUCAUCAGGAUUUAAAUGCUCAUCUAUAUCAGAAACCCCGGCAGCCAAGGCCCCCUCAAGAAAGCGCAAAAGGUGUCCAGUAUCCAACAUUCCAGCGGCUGCAAAAAUGGAAAACACUAUAUCUAACCUUAAAAAAUUCUUAAAAUUGGACUUAAAAUCAAAACAGGAAGUUAUAAAUAAUGGAAGACCAAUGCCUGAGCUUAAGGACCUACUUCAAACGGAGGGACAAAAGAAAACAACACGGUGGUUUCAAGUGGAGUGGUACUUGCGAAAAGACUGGCUGUGUGGUUGUGCUACGAAGAGUCGCCUGUACUGCUAUCCCUGCCUUUUGUUUUCCCCUGCUGACAACGUUUGGACUAAAGAAGGAUUUUGUUACUUGAAAAACCUAUCAAGGGCCCUCAACAAACAUGAGAAAUCAAAAACUCACAUUCACAGCCAAAUUGCUUUAAAAACCUUUGGAACUUCGACGAUAGAUCGGGAUUUGAAUGAACAGCAGAGAUUAAAUAUCAUCACCCACAAUGCUAAAGUAAAAGAAAACCGUGAUAUUUUAAAAGACCUUAUCAAUGCAACCUGCUUCCUAGCCAAACAGGAAUUAGCAUUUAGUAGUAACGAGCAGGGUGCAAACUCUUCUAAUCAUGACAACUAUGUGGAGCUUUUAUAUGUUUUGGCUGAGAAAGAUGAAAAGUUAGCUAAACAUUUGGCGACAUCCACUGUGUUUUCUGGCUCAUCAAACAGAAUACAUAAUGAUUUAAUCGAAGCAGUCGCUGAUGUAAUUAGAAAUGAUAUCAAAAAGGAGAUUAAUGCAGCCCCGUUUGUUGCUGUUGAAGUAGACGAGACAACGGAUGUCACAAACAAAGCCCAGAUCUCUGUAAUUUUGCGUUAUGUGGCUAAAAGGGAGCUGACUUGUGAAGUGAAGGAGGUGUUGUUAGGAUUUGAUGAAGUGGUUGACAGACAAACACCAGCUAUUGCUAAAUAUGUAUUGGGUGUGUUGGAGAAAUACAAUUGUGUUGAAAAGCUGGUAGCUCAGACUUACAAUGGACCCUCUGUGAUGGCAUCAGAGCUUAAUGGGGUACAGGCUAAGAUUAAAGAAAAAGUACCUGAAGCCACUUUUAUGCAUUGUUAUGCUCACAAAUUGAACCUGGUGCUCUUGCAUUCAGCAAAAUCUAUACCUGAGUGUCAAGUAUUCUUUUCAACACUUGAGGGACUUGCCACGUUUUUCAGUAAGUCGACCAAGCUUACCCACCUACUGGACGAUUUUGUAAAGAGACGUUUACCAAGAGCAGCACCCACCAGAUGGAGUUCAAAUUCCAGACUAGUGCCAACGGUAAACAUGUUCCAAAGUGAUCUGCGUGCUAUGUUCCUGUUUCUCAGAAAAAAUCCAUCUGGUUGGGAUAAUAAAACCUUGAUGAUGGCUGAAGGAUAUACAAACUUUCUGUCUAAAGCAUCAACCUGCUUCUUGCUAAUGGCAUAUGAUACCAUUUUCAUAGAAACUGAGACACUCUAUAGUUUGCUGCAGAGUAAAGUGAUGGAUGUUGAAUUCUGCUGUCGGCGAAUUUGUGCCACUAUGAAAAAUCUGGAAAAGCAGAGACAGGAGUUUGACACUUUCUAUGGGAAAUUUGAGGAGAAAUGCGUCAGAAUGGGGCUGACAGACAAUGAAAGAAGUAAACCGUUAAUAAGAGAUGUGAGGAGAAUAAUGUUUUAUAACAUUUUUGACAAUGUCGGCGUUCAAAUGAAAGCUCACUCUGAUCAUUUUCGUGAGCUAGAAUUCCUUACUUUGGUCAAUUGCACUAAACUACUAGAAAUAUCGAAACAUUUUGAUGACGAAAAACUGCAGAGCCUAACAAAAUAUGCCAAAUACUUUGACUUAGUUAGACUAAAAUGGGAUCUCAUUGGAUUGUAUAGUUCUGAAACUGUAAGGAAUAAUUGCAAAUCACCUGGAGAUCUUCUCAGCUUUUUGGCCAAAAGGGAUCUGAUGCAGACUGUUCCAGAGGCUGUUAAAUUACUCCAGCUGGUUCUCACAAUAACAGUUACAACAGCCUCUUUUGAAAGGUCGUCAUUCUCUGCUUUAAAGAGAAUCAAAACACAGAGCAGGAAUCGAACCGAGCAAGGACAACUUUCAGCUCUGGCAAUUUUAUCAAUUGAGCAGGAGAGACUGUUGGAGUUGAAAGAAAAAAACGAAGAAGAGUUUUUUAAUAAAGUUAUAAACAAUUUUGUCAAAAAAGACAGGAGAAUGGACUUUAUGUACAAAUAAGUUAUUUGAUAAAGACCGAAUUUUAAAAAGAACAAAAUGUUUGUUUUUUUGUUUUUUUUUUUUCUCUGAAGCUAAUUUGCAAUACAAUUUUCCCCUGUUGCAAUAUAUGAUCACCCUUUUAAAACGGCUUUAUUCUCCAGGUAAUCAACAUAUUACAGAUGAGCUGGUGCUUUAGUGCAAUGUUUAUUAACCGUGGUCCUCAAGUACCCCCAACAGGCUAGGUUUUCAUUAUAGCUGAACCAGUGCACAGGUCAAAUUAAUCAGCUGAUCAGUAACACCAUGGAUACUAACCUGCUCUCACCCAUCAGCUGAUAAUUUCACCUAUGCACUGGUUUGGCUAUAAUGAAAACCUUACUAAUUGGGGUGCUUGAGGACUGCAGUUGUGAAACAAUGUUUUAGUUUAACUGCCUAACUAUACAAUCUCAUUUCAAAGGGAGCUGCAGAAAAAUCUUCAAUCUCAUCAUAGAAAGUGAAGAAAUUGCUGGGAAUGUAAGACCAUGCACUCUAUUUUUUUUUAUUUGUUUUGAAUGAGUAUAAAUAGUAAAACUGUAUUUGCCUAUAUAACGAGAACUGAAUUGGUUUUGUACCUGUAUGCAUGUGUUGUAAAGAAUUCUAAUCGUCAUUGUGCAAACCUGCUAAUUUAAUGGUACAUUGAAGCUACAUCUAUUGGGUUCAUAUAUGGGCUUCUCGGGCGUAUAAUAGCCAGUGCCUUACCAGCCUCUGACCUUAACGAACGUCACUGAUGCACAGUACCUAUCCACUCUUAUAGGCGAUAAUGAAAAUACAUGCAUCAAAUAAACACCUGCCCGAUAAAAACUAGGCUUUGUGUAACUUAGAGUUCUAACAUUAGUGUCAUUGAAUUUUGCUCAGUCUGGGGUAUGCUUGGGUAGUAGUCUCCAACUUGGGAUUAAAGGGAUAGUAUACUAUAAAAUUGUUUUCCCUUUGAAUGUGUUUCCAGUUACAUUUUAUACUCUGCAGCUGAUAAAAAAAAAGUGAGAUUUGCUUUUUAAGGCUUAUUUGUGUAUAUGAAUUAGCUGAUUUUGUGUGUUUUGAAGCCACAACCAAAUAAAAUGGUUUGAGCUUGUAGGUAAAA